AUGAGUCAAGCUGUUCGGUGGGUAACUGGGCAAGCGCGACGUGUAUCUUUCACACCACGAGCCGUUGGAUAUCAAAACAUCAGCGACGCGAUCAAGUUUGAGGAGGAAGCAAUGCCUGCAUUCUCUCAGAAGUUGUACCUUCCCGUUCAUCUUGGAGACAUCUACCACAACCGCUAUCAGAUCGUCACAAAACUGGGAUAUGGCUCGAAUUCUACUGUCUGGCUGUGCCUUGAUCAUGAGUGCAAUUCUUUUGUUGCUCUCAAGAUAUACACAUGUACUUCCUGGGCGUCGCGCGAGCCUCGAGUUCUUGCCGAGCUCGCCAAAGUCAGAUCGCAACAUCCAGGAUCAAAGAAGAUUCGUCUCAUGCUUGAUUCGUUUGAAGUCAUAAGUAAAAGCGGCAGUAAACACGUCUGCCUGGUGCAUGAGCCUCUCUUGAUGAGUCUCCAAAGGUUUCAAGAUCUGUUCAAAUACAAAGUUCUGCCCACAUCACUCUUCAAAAUUGCAGUCCAAGAUGUACUUUUUGCGCUCGAUUUUCUGCAUACAGAAGGCCACAUGGUUCAUACAGAUUCCAGCAUCUUUGAGAAACUCCUUGAAGAAGAGCGAAGCCGCCCAAGUGCACGAAAGAUUACCGACGGCUACACAAUAUAUCAGUCUCGGAGUUUCACCCUCGACGAGGUUGUCGCCAAUGCUGGGCCACUCUUGUUGACUGACUUUGGAGAAACGCGAACACGAGCCGAGGAUUGGCGUGGUCUGAUACAACCAGAUCCCUUUCGCGCACCCGAAGUCAUUUUGAAGAUGCCCUGGACAACAAAGACCGAUAUCUGGAAUCUUGGAAUCAUGGCAUGGCGUUUGUUCGAGGACCACCUCCUCUUCGAAGACUGUGAUAGUGAGGGUAAUCAUUCCGAAGCCCAAUUACUUGCUCACAUCACUGCAAUCCUUGGCCCAGCCCCUCUGAACUUCGUCAACAGAAGUCCUGACCGAGCUUUAUAUUGGGAUGAAACAGGAGAAUGGAUAGGCAAGGCAGAUAUCCCUGACGAUUCUAUCGAGGAAUCUGAUGAGAGGCUUCUCGACAAAGAUUUGAAACAGUUUGCUGCUCUCAUGCGAAAGAUGCUACAAUGGAAUCCGGAUCAUCGCCAGAGCGCAGCAGAGCUGCUGAAAGAUGAGUGGUUACUUGAUAUUUCUGACUAG
Aureobasidium melanogenum CBS 110374 is the source of this 1188-nucleotide messenger RNA. Its product is annotated as kinase-like protein. The coding region runs from base 1 to 1188 and encodes 395 amino acids. Lineage: Eukaryota; Fungi; Ascomycota; Dothideomycetes; Dothideales; Saccotheciaceae. Gene Ontology annotation, molecular function: protein kinase activity; ATP binding. Gene Ontology annotation, biological process: regulation of mRNA processing; spliceosomal complex assembly; protein phosphorylation. The transcript has 5 exons. The record is from RefSeq and is a predicted model, not a curated record.